Molecule: messenger RNA, 1206 nt
Organism: Symbiodinium sp. CCMP2592
Lineage: Eukaryota; Dinophyceae; Suessiales; Symbiodiniaceae
Source: the annotation of a GenBank genome assembly
AUGCCCGCGAUGUUCGCAGUCCAUCAAGGAGGAGGUGCAGGGAGUGGUCCCGCUACAGGCUCUGCGCAGCUGGCAACAUUGCUGAAGCUAAGAAGUUAUGUGACUGUCGGCACGGUGGAGAAAACCAUCUCACCUGUUUUGAAGAAGUGGCAUACCCAGCCAGCAAUGGCCACACACGUGCUUACGCGCCUGCGACAAGCAAGACGAGCACACACCGCAUGGCAAGUGCUCCAGGUUAUGCGGAGCAGUGGUAUAGAGACGAACGUGAUACACUACAGCAGUGUCAUCAUAGCAUGUGAAAAUCAAGGCGCCUGGCAGCUCGCUCUGGAUUUGGUGGGCUCCAUGGUUUUGUCUAGAAUCGAGCAUGACGUGAUCAGCAUGAGUUCGGCCAUCAGUGCCUGUGAGAAGGUUGGGCAGUGGGGGCGAGCUCUUGCUCUGCUUGAGACGAUGAAGGAGCAACACAUCUGGCCAAACGUGGUGAGUUACAGUGCAGCGAUUUCUGCAUGCGAGAAGAAGGGUGAAUGGCAACAAGCUGUGCAACUGCUCGAGGCUAUGCAUGAGCAUCGCGUUUCGCCAAAUGAUAUUACUUGCAACAGUGCGAUCAGCUCAUGCGAGUUGCAUGGGCAGUGGUUGGUUGCGGUAGACUUGCUGAACAUGAUGCCCGCGCUUGGGGUUUUGCCGGAUGUGAUCUCCUUCAACAGUGCUUUGAGCUCUUGUGAGGAGACUGGGUUCUGGCAACUGGCCUUGAGUCUUUUAUCGGGGAUGCAACAGACCCAGUUGGCUCCCAACAUACGCACAUGCAACAGUGUGAUGAAUACUUUGCAAGCAGAUGGCCAGUGGCAGCGAGCUUGGAGUCUUCUAAGCUUGAUGAGAUUGAAGCUCGUCAUUCCUGAUGUCACCACCUGCAGCAGAGCCAUUGAAUGCUGCGAGAGGGGCAGCAGGUGGCAGCUCGUUGCAGCUUUGGUGUGCUCGAUGCAGGAGGUAAACCUGGAGAAGACACUGACGUCAAUGUGUGCAGACCGUGCAAGAUUCCUAAGCCGGCGCUGUUUGAUUCUGGUUUGUGGCACGGAUGGCUUCGUUGACAGCAUUGCCGGGCCGAUCGAACGCAUCAAAAUGCCGGAUGGUCAGAAGAGGAAGCAGCAGGGAAAGCUCGGUGGCUUGCUGGCAGAGUUGGGAUACACGUCGUCCCAGGUUCACAAGUUCUGA